Messenger RNA from Meloidogyne enterolobii, 650 nucleotides. The record is from the annotation of a GenBank genome assembly. NCBI's taxonomy places the organism in Eukaryota, Metazoa, Nematoda, Chromadorea, Rhabditida, Meloidogynidae.
GUGGAAAGUCUUGCUGUUAUGGCCUAUAUAAAACGGGGGCGGGCAAUUGAAAAACAAGCCCAAAAAGCAGCAAAUGAAUACGAAAAAGACCUUUUACAAUCUGAAACAAAAAGAAUUGGGAGGCUUUAUCACCGUUUAGAUCACUUUUCGAGAGUUUUCUUUCCUGUUGCCUUUAUUUGUUUUGUUAUUUUUUAUGCUGGAAUUAUUGUUAAGAGGGAUGAAAGUCAAUGUGUUGGAAAUUAGAAUUUAAAUAGUAGAAAUUAUAUUUUUUGCAUUAUUUGAGAAAGAAAAUUUUUGGUUAAAUUUUUAUCUUAAAUUUUAUCCAAAGAUUCGUUGACAUGGCGUUUGAUAAAAAUCAUAUCAGAUAUCCGUGCUCUAAAGUUCGAUUCCAAUUUACAUAUAAAAAUUUUUUUCAGUAACUAAUAGCAUUAUCGCUUAUAAUAAUUUCACGAAGUUUUAUGCCAUUUUGGAAGGUUAUUGAAAAAUAGAAUGCCACCCUUAAAUUUAAUGCCGCCCCCUAUUUUCCAAGUAACUAGUGACCGGCGCCGGACAAAUCCGGGGUUUUCACGAUCUCCGGGCCGUAUUUCCUCUAUUAGAAUGCCAUUUUGGAAGGUUAUUGAAAAAUAGAAUGCCACCCUUAAAUUUAAUGC